AUGCAAAUGAUAGCGAUUGGGGGCUCUAUUGGGGCUGGUCUGUUCGUUGGCUCCGGAGUAUCAUUAACCUCUGGGGGUCCCGGCUCUCUUGUAAUCGACUUUAUGAUCACUGGCUUUAUGCUGCUUCUGACUCUAAAUGCCUUGGGAGAGUUGGCCUCCAUAUACAGCUAUUCAUCCCGCUUCAUCGAUCCAGGAUGGGGCUUUGCUAUGGGCUGGAAUUACGCCAUGAACUGGAUGGUAGCUCUGCCCUUCGAAUUGACUACAGCUGGUAUCACUAUCGCCUUCUGGACCGACCCCAACGACACCGGUAAGCCAUCCAUAAACACAGGUGUUUGGAUUGCCAUUUUCCUAGUCUUUGUUUGCGUCAUAAAUUUCUUCGGCACUAGAGGCUACGGUGAAGUCGAGUUUAUAUUGGGUGUUCUAAAAGUAAUGGCCAUUACUGGCUUCAUAAUCGUUGGCAUCAUUAUUGACUGUGGAGGUGUCCCGACUGACUCCCGAGGCUACAUCGGUGCCAAGUACUGGAGUGAUCCAGGCGCCUUUCACAAUGGCUUCAAGGGCUUCUGCUCCGUUUUCGUGGCGGCUUCAUUUGCCUACGGUGGAACAGAAUUGGUUGGACUAGCUGCAGCCGAGUCGGCAAACCCACGAAAAACGAUUCCCAAGGCAACAAAGCAGGUCUUUUGGCGGAUCAGUCUCUUCUACAUCUUAUCAUUGCUUAUACUAGGCCUGAUAGUCCCUUCCAAUAAUCCUAAUCUCUCCAGGGCCUCGGAUCGAGAGACUCGAUACUCGCCAUUCGUCCUCUCUUUCCAGCUAGCUGGGAUCAAAGUGCUUCCGUCUAUCUUUAAUGCUAUUAUUACCCUCAGUGUCCUCUCAGUUGCUAACUCCUCUACGUUCGCAUCGUCUCGAACAAUACAAGCUCUAUGUGCUAAUGGCAUGGGUCCCGCAAUCGGGGCUAAAGUCGACAAGAAGGGCCGUCCAUGGGUUGUUAUGAUAGUAGUCCUUCUCUUUGGCUGCAUUUCUUUUAUCAGCGAAGCUCCUGAUGGUUCUAUUGCCUUUACCUGGCUUCUUUCCAUAGCCGGCUUAUCCAACUUUUUCACCUGGGGCUCCAUUUGUUUCGCCCACAUUCGCUUCCGUAAGGCAUGGGCCCUUAAUGGUCGUUCCACUGACGAUUUACCUUUCACUGCUAUGUUUGGCAUUAUCGGAUCUUGGAUUGGCCUUGGUCUCAACAUACUCUGUCUUAUUGCUCAAUUCUACAUAGCUAUAUCCCCCAUUAGUCGGAAAGCUACAGUUCAAACCUUUUUUGAAGCUUACCUAGCCUUUCCUGUUGUCUGUGUCUUCUUUUUAGGCUACAAGAUACAUAAGCGCCAGUGGACGGCUGGCGUCGAUCUCUCUUCUAUCAACCUUGAUGAGGGCCGCCGAGAGCUAGACCUUGACGCCCUAAAGUCAGAGUUGGAGGCUGAACGGCAGCUCAACGCCUCUUGGCCGUGGUGGAAGAGACAAUGGCAUUUUUGGACAUAG
Blumeria graminis f. sp. triticale is the source of this 1515-nucleotide messenger RNA. Lineage: Eukaryota; Fungi; Ascomycota; Leotiomycetes; Helotiales; Erysiphaceae. The record is from the annotation of a GenBank genome assembly.